AUGACAAGCGGUGACAGCAAAGCUUUCCACGUGGUUCGCCCGACAGAUUCACUGCAUUCCGAGGGCGUAGUUUGUACAUCCCGGAAGUACAGCAUAAAGAUCGUCCUAACGGUGAUUUGCAUAGCUGACGAAGACUAUUCCCCUUCAUCUUUCACCGCCGUAGCUGCGGAUAAUGGUGAUGGCAAUCCCACUUCUCUUCCCAUUACUUCUGAAGCAGGAAUCGCGCAGCUCGACGAUGACGUUACUGUCACCACCACUGACUCCGCCUCUGUAGGAGGCAGGACUAGCAUUUGUCAUGGAGACGACAGUGAUCAAUGCAGACGUCCGCAGAUGUACACAUCUGAAUUGAAGACCCUUCGAAUGGUGGAGAAUGCACCUUACGAAUUGCUUCGUCUUCCAGACGACUUUCUGUUCCCUGUUGUAGUGUCGGCCAACAUUCUCAGAUAUGAUCCCUGA
Molecule: messenger RNA, 456 nt
Organism: Hydatigera taeniaeformis
Lineage: Eukaryota; Metazoa; Platyhelminthes; Cestoda; Cyclophyllidea; Taeniidae
Source: the annotation of a GenBank genome assembly